This is a messenger RNA of Acanthaster planci (crown-of-thorns starfish), 2702 nucleotides long. RefSeq names its product interleukin-17C-like. Gene Ontology annotation, molecular function: cytokine activity. The record is from RefSeq and is a predicted model, not a curated record. Gene Ontology annotation, cellular component: extracellular region. Lineage: Eukaryota; Metazoa; Echinodermata; Asteroidea; Valvatida; Acanthasteridae.
UUGACUGACCAGCCACCUCAACAAAGACACGGUGUGAAAACUAGAACGUAACAAGUGUUGCGCGGCUUAUCCAUCUGCAUUUACUCCGCAUUUCAUUGAUCAUGGCUCGCAUCUCGAUGACGGCCUUUCUGUUGGGUGUUUUGCUCUUUUCGUUCUCCUCUUUGGCGCACUCGUCUCCCGUUCGGAGAGACCGUGACACCUCCUCAUCGGCCGGCCAGUGUGGGCAGUUGACGGCUCUUGAGCUUAACACUCACCUGCUUGGGAUCCAAGACGAUUCCUCAUCUUUCGAGCCUGAGUUCACAGUGCCAACCGGCAGCCCUACCAACGCCGCGCCCUGCCCCUUGAACGCAAGCAUUGACGCCUCUAUGGCUGUCAAUGAGCGGGGCACGUGCCCGUGGAGCUACGAGCGAGAGGAGAAUCGUAACCGUCUACCGAGGGUCAUCUACCGAGCCGUGAAGUUGUGCACCAAGUGCCUGAAUCCACGCACGGGCGCAGAAAUCCCUGAUGCAGUCUGUGAACCAAUCAAUUACACCCUGAAGGUGAUGAACCGAAGCGAAUGCUCAAACGGCAACUACACCUACCAGGUCGGGUUCCAGACGAUCCCCGUGGCCUUCUCCUGUAGCCGUCCCGUCACUAGAUCUUAAUUAAUGGAGAACUUGAAUGGAAAACUACCAACGCAACUGGCAGACUAUCAGGUGGGCUUGAAUAAAUAGGAGGGCGCCAGGGGUAUUAUGAAGUCGAAAAAAUCAAAAGUGAUUAUUGAUCGAAGUAACUUAUCCUGUUUCUCCGAAGAGAGAGAAAAAAAGAUGGUUUCGAGCUAAACAGACUUCUACUUUAGGCAUGCACUUAUGGUAAUGGCACAUAGCGCGGGGGAGGUAGAGUUUAGAAAUUGUUAGCUUUCAUUCAUCGUCGACUGCCAAAAAACUAAAGCCCAUGGUUUUCUUUGCCAGUAUGACAUUCCAAACCAGACCUCACUUUUUAAUUAAUUGGAUUUCGAAAUGUUACAGAGGCUACAAUCUAUAUUUCAGAUUAUUUAGGAAAAAAAUUUAUUCAUAUUUAUAUUUAUUAUAAAAUAUUGAUUUACGUACUCAGAAAUAAGGGUUUUAAACUUUUUUUAUUUUGUCAUAGAGUAUUAUGUAUAAAUUUCGAACAAAUGGUAGUUUUUCUCACGUAGCUUGAGGGUUUUAUUCUUGAUAGCUGUUCUGUGAUAUUUAGAAACUGUGAUAUUUAAUUAAAAACUUAAAUUUUAAAGACUUAAAGCUCUGAAGAAUGAACUUUUCAUGUACUGUACUUAUUGAUGCACAUAUCCUUUUGACAGGAUUCUUUAUUAUUGUGUUCAAGUGACUCAAACUGUAGUCCAUUAUUAGAGCAGUAAGGAGAUUAAUUUCCUCAGUAUUAAAGCAGGUUUAUUCAUUUUAAAUAAACUCUAAAGAAAAGGAAUAAAAUUAUGCAUUCAACAUGAUCUUAGAUAAGAAAAACUGUAUCCACCAUGUGGAUUGUAAGGUUCCUUAUAUUAAGGAUAAAAUUGUUAUCCUAAGCGGUUGGAAUCAAGUACUAUAAUAAAAACUACCUCACUAUAAUUUAAUUUAUACCUGUGAUGAUGAAGAUUAUUUUAUCAUCUAUCUUUUUGUUAUGCUGCUUUCUACGUUUCAAUGCAUCAUUUUGUGGGUGUUUUAUGUAGUAUUUUUAGAUUAAUUAACAGACCUGUUGAUAUUGUUGUUAAAGCUGUAAUUGUUUGUCGAACGAAGCUACAAAGCAAACUAUGCAUGGAUAAUGAAAAUGAAUAGAGCUCAAAGUUUCAGAAUUGCUGUCUUUGCUUAUUAAUUUAAAGUGUUUGAUAUCUGUGUUUGCCUGGGAAAAAUCAUUUCACCCCGUUCAAAUCCCCUCCAACCUGUUCAACCGGAAUCCGAUGUUCCAACAUCAGAUAGAAAGCUCCGACCUUUUUCACUAAAAGAGUCUCUGUCCCACUUGCCCCUAAAUAGAAACGAGAAUCAUUUCGCCCGUAUCUCUUUACUCAAAUUCAUUGCGACUUUGGUUAAUUCCGUAACGAUCUGCUGAAAUGGUGUUGGGGGGGGAAACAUUUGUGUUGAAUAGCAGCCUUAUCCAAUUUAUUGGAAAGUCACUGGAAUUUAGUUUUCUUUAUAGAAACAGCAAACUACUUCAGCAGAAACUUCACCCCUUGAUACGUGUUGAAUAUUUCUGUUGCUUAAAGCUACACAGGUGGAAUAAAGAGUGAAAAAAUACAUAUUUUGACCAGCUGUUUCUAAACAUAUCAAAGUAAAAAUGAAAUUAUCUAAAUUUAUAUUUUUAAUAAUUUAUGCUUCAACUUGGACAGUUUUCUAGUAAAAUUGUGUAGCGUCAACGAUGGCGCACUUUUCACAGGCUUGGCAGCCCGAAUUAAUAAGCUGAUCUAAAAAUGUUCACUGCCCAUUAUCAGUGGGUUUCGGUUGCUGCUUAAUUGUUUGCACAAUAACGAAAGAUCUCCAGAACGAAUGCUUACAAUCACUUCAGAGAGCCGGGACUAUUUCUCUUUGGAGUUGCACAACCAACACUACUAUGAACAAUAGUAUCGAAAGCUUGGGUGUCAUGUAAUUCGGGCUGUGCUUUGUGUGUCGCUGCUGCGUUAUACACACAAGACAAGAUAUGGGACGGAGGGGUACCCCCUUACCUGUCCAAUCCCUAUACACACUCUACACUAUUGU